AUGGAGACAGCAACCGAGGCUUUAAUAAAAUUUAUGAAAUUAGUCUUGACAGAAAACGGUGGAGAUGAUUUUAGAGACUUUCCAGAUUUGAUGUACUUAACAAGGAAAAAACUUGGAUUAAAAGAUCAUUUUCAUAGCUUCGUUUCUU
This is a messenger RNA of Funneliformis geosporum, 148 nucleotides long. NCBI's taxonomy places the organism in Eukaryota, Fungi, Glomeromycota, Glomeromycetes, Glomerales, Glomeraceae. The record is from the annotation of a GenBank genome assembly.